CACAUACCCUCUCCACUUGUAUAAAUACACACUUCCCGCAUCAUCACUUCUCACUUCUCAAACUCAAACUCAAACUCAAACUCAAAAUCCGAUUAAUCAUGAAUAUCUUUAUCUGUUUAAUGUUUAGUCUCUUAAUCUCUUAUUCAACUGCUUGCGAUCGUUGUGUUCAUCAAAGCAAGGCUGCUUAUUUCACUUCCUCUUCUUCACUCUCUUCUGGAGCUUGUGGGUAUGGCUCAUUAGCAGUAGGUUUUAAUGGUGGUCAUCUUGCUGCUGGUGUUCCUUCUUUGUAUAGAGAUGGUGUUGGUUGUGGAGCUUGCUUUCAGAUAAGGUGUAAGAAUCAGAAAAUCUGUAGCAAUGGAGGAACUAAAGUGAUACUAACUGAUCUAAAUCACAAUAAUAAAACUGAUUUUGUUCUAAGUAACAGAGCUUUUAGGGCCAUGGCUAAUGAUGGUAUGUCUCAUGAUCUUCUCAAGCUUGGAAUUGUCGAUGUUGAAUACAAGAGGAUACCAUGUGAAUACAAAUCCAAGAAUUUGUCAGUUAAAAUAGAAGAGAAGAGCCUAAAACCCAACUAUUUGGCUAUUAAGUUUCUCUAUCAAGGUGGUCAAACAGACAUUGUGUCUGUCGAUAUAGCACAGGUUGGAGCUGCAAAUUGGAGAUACAUGACUAGGAAUGCUAAUGGAGUAGUGUGGGAAACAAGUAGAGUACCAGCUGGGGCAUUGCAAAUUAGAAUGCUGGUGACAGGGGGUUUUGAUGGCAAAAUGAUAUGGGCAAACAAUGAAGUGAUUCCUGCUAACUGGAAAGUUGGUGAAAUCUAUGAUUCAGGUGUUCAAAUUACUGAUAUUGCUCAAGAAGGUUGUGCGUCUUCAUCUGCUAGUUGUGAACAUGAACAUUGGAACUGAAGAGGUCGUUUUGAUCUGGGUUUUCUUUUUCUUUUAUCAUGUUACUAGCUACUGGUUUUGUUAAGCUUAAGAGUCUCUUUAUAGUGUAUACUGUUGUGGAUAAACUGUGUACAUUAGAACUGUUAUUUUCAAGGUAGUGAUCCUUAUAAUUACUUUACAUUAAAAAAAAUCGGAUGUCUUUUUUGGCCAA
Papaver somniferum (opium poppy) is the source of this 1089-nucleotide messenger RNA. RefSeq names its product expansin-like A1. Lineage: Eukaryota; Viridiplantae; Streptophyta; Magnoliopsida; Ranunculales; Papaveraceae. Gene Ontology annotation, biological process: sexual reproduction. The coding region runs from base 99 to 899 and encodes 266 amino acids. The transcript is spliced from 5 exons. Gene Ontology annotation, cellular component: extracellular region. The record is from RefSeq and is a predicted model, not a curated record.